This is a messenger RNA of Leptidea sinapis, 593 nucleotides long. It is a transcript of the gene RpL40, whose product is annotated as ubiquitin-60S ribosomal protein L40. NCBI's taxonomy places the organism in Eukaryota, Metazoa, Arthropoda, Insecta, Lepidoptera, Pieridae. Gene Ontology annotation, molecular function: protein tag activity; ubiquitin protein ligase binding; structural constituent of ribosome. Gene Ontology annotation, cellular component: nucleus; cytoplasm; ribosome. The record is from RefSeq and is a predicted model, not a curated record. Bases 149 to 538 code for a protein of 129 amino acids. The transcript has 3 exons. Gene Ontology annotation, biological process: modification-dependent protein catabolic process; protein ubiquitination; translation.
UUUUGUAAAAAAUAAAAUUAUUCUUUGUUCGACUGCGAACUCGGUGCUUCUAGUUACAAGUAACAAAGGUACUCUGUGGUCGGCAAACCUAAAAUAAUUCUUUUUGUAGUUUGACAGUUCAACAAGCACAUUUUUGGAGAGCUGAAUAAUGCAGAUCUUCGUUAAAACCCUUACGGGGAAGACCAUCACCCUCGAGGUGGAGGCUUCCGACACAAUAGAGAAUGUGAAGGCUAAAAUCCAAGACAAGGAGGGUAUUCCACCUGACCAGCAGAGAUUAAUAUUCGCCGGUAAACAACUGGAAGAUGGUCGUACACUGUCAGACUACAACAUUCAAAAGGAGUCUACACUUCAUCUGGUGUUGAGGCUGAGAGGAGGUACUAUUGAACCAUCUCUGCGUAUCUUGGCUAUGAAGUACAACUGUGACAAGAUGAUUUGUCGUAAAUGCUAUGCCCGUCUUCACCCUCGUGCUACGAACUGCAGAAAGAAGAAAUGUGGACACACUAACAACCUCCGCCCCAAAAAGAAGAUCAAGGAUUAAUUUUGUUUUUUUUUCCUUUUUCAUUGUAACUGCUAAAUUAAAAGUAAAAUAAAAA